CGUUGUCUGGCUUUUCUUUAGUUGCGCACCGUCGGGGAUCUCUCUGAUCUCUCUCAAGAUCGCUUCUACGCUACCGGCCGCAGAUCUCUCUCACACCCAUCAUGACUCGAGGAAGUCAAAGAGAGCGUGACCGUGAAAGGGCUCUAGCUCGUACCGGAGGCAAAGGAAGGACUAAAGAUGAUGGAUUAACUCCAGAGCAACGCCGUGAGAGGGAUGCGAAAGCAUUGCAAGAGAAGGCAGCAAAGAAGGCUGCUCAAGCAGCAGCAGCAGCAGCUAGUUCUGGAGGAGGUGGCAAAGGAAACAAUAAUUCUAAGAAAUGAUGAUCAAUCAAUGCCUCCAUAUGUCUGUAACUUCUUUCUUUUGAUGUUUGAUUGGGAGUUUCAUAUCACUUGAGUAUUUACUUUGGUUAUCCAAUGACUCAUCCAGUACAUUUGUAUCCAAAUUCUUGUCCUUUAUGGAGUUCAACAGAUCUUGCUACUUGGACUUGUUUGAUAGAAUGUUUGAAGGAGUGGUCGGGUUGUGAUUA
Molecule: messenger RNA, 526 nt
Organism: Camelina sativa (false flax)
Lineage: Eukaryota; Viridiplantae; Streptophyta; Magnoliopsida; Brassicales; Brassicaceae
Source: RefSeq, a predicted model, not a curated record